Messenger RNA from Kogia breviceps (pygmy sperm whale), 1706 nucleotides. It is a transcript of the gene TNFSF13, whose product is annotated as TNF superfamily member 13. NCBI's taxonomy places the organism in Eukaryota, Metazoa, Chordata, Mammalia, Artiodactyla, Physeteridae. The record is from RefSeq and is a predicted model, not a curated record. Gene Ontology annotation, molecular function: receptor ligand activity; tumor necrosis factor receptor binding. Gene Ontology annotation, cellular component: membrane. Gene Ontology annotation, biological process: immune response; positive regulation of isotype switching to IgA isotypes.
UCUUUGUCCCGAGCCUUAUGUAAGAGCUUUUCUUGGGAAACAGGAAGUCCUGCCUGCCAAGUUCAGCACAGGGAGUAGUGCAGGCCUUAUUCCAACACACCCGGCCUGGCCUUAACCCCAGAACUCAGCCAGUUUCUUGCUUCCGCGACCCUGGUUCUCCUCCCCACUGACGCCCUCCCCUUCUUUCCCACCUUUGGUCUCUCUCAGCAAAAACUGCCCCGGAGAUCUCGCCUGUGUCCCGGCCAGAGGGUCUUCCCCUCUCACCCCUUGACCCUCAGUGCUGCCCAGCUCGUCCCUCCAUCCCAGCUCCUGGCACCAUGCCCCAUAGCCAGCCAACCUUCCCUCCCCCACUUCUGGGGCCGCCCUGGGGUUCCUGCGCUCUGGCCGCUCCUCCUGGGUGUCACUGGCAGCCCUGUCCUUCUUAGAGAGACUGACACCAAAUUCUCCUGAGGCUGGAGGAGGGUGAGGGGUCUCAGGACAACACUGGCCCCACAGCGGGGUGCCAGGAGCACCAACAGUGCCCCGAGCUUGCUUUCUGCCUCCCUCCUUUUCAUUCUCAAGUUCCUUUUUAUUUCUCCCUUGCGUAACGCCCUUCUUCCCUUCUGCACCACUGCCUGCACCCCGACCCUCCCUGUCACCUCCUUGCUACCCCACUCCUGAGGCUACAGCUGUUGGCAGGGUCCCCAGCUCAUGCCGGCCUCAUCUCCUUCUUUACUAGCCCCCAAAGGGCCCCCAGGAGACAUGGGGGGCCCAGUCCGAGAGCCGGCACUCUCAGUUGCCCUCUGGUUGAGUUGGGGGGCGGCUCUGGGGGCUGUGGCUUGUGCCAUGGUUCUGCUGACCCAACAAACAGAGCUGCAGACCUUAAGGAGAGAGGUGACCCGGCUGCAGAGGACCGGAGUGCCCUCCGAGAAGGGGGAAGGGUAUCUGUGGCUGAGCCCCCGGGAGCAGAUCCUGGAGGACAGCCAGCACCAAGACUCAGGUUGCUGGGGAAAGAGCUCUGAUGGUGUGGAAGCCCGGGAGAAUGGGGAGAGAUCCCGGCGAAGGAGAGCAGUGCUCACCAAAAAACAGAAGAAGAAGCGCUCAGUCCUUCAUCUUGUUCCCGUUAACAUCACCUCCAAGGAGGACUCUGAUGUGACAGAGGUGAUGUGGCAACCAGCUCUCUGGCGUGGGAGAGGCCUGGAGGCCCAAGGAUAUGUCAUUCGAGUCUGGGAUGCUGGAAUUUAUCUGCUGUACAGCCAGGUCUUGUUUCAUGAUGUGACUUUCACCAUGGGUCAGGUGGUGUCCCGGGAGGGCCAGGGAAGGCAGGAGACUCUAUUCCGAUGUAUACGAAGCAUGCCCUCCAACCCCGACUGGGCCUACAAUAGCUGUUACAGCGCAGGUGUCUUCCAUUUACACCAGGGGGACACCCUGAGUGUCAUAAUCCCCCGGGCAAGGGCGAAACUUAGCCUCUCUCCACAUGGAACCUUCCUGGGGCUUGUGAAACUGUGAUUGUGUUGUAAAAGGUGGUUCUGAGCUUGGAAGACCAGGGUGGGUUCAUUUGGGAGACAGCCAAGAGCUGACUAGACAAAGGACAAGGAACAGUCAGGAACAGAGGCCUCUUCUGGGUUUGACUGGAAUCCCAGGUUUGACAGCUCAUGACUCUCCCUUCCUCCCUUCUCCCCCCCCCCCCAGGACUUUGAAUUCAUGGAUAUUAAAGAGAUAGUAGA